UACAAUAGAGAAUUUCAAGAAUAAUAGUCGUCGAAGAAAAAAAAAAGAGACCCCUUUCCAUCCAGAAAAACACUGAUAUUGAUCGAAUCGCGCCUUCUUUUCUUUCUUUCUUCUUCCUUCUCCGCCUUCCUCCUUCGAUGAGAAGAAGUAAAGAAAGGAAGUAAAGGUGCCAUCUGGGACUCCUUCUUCUCCAUGGCUUCUCUCUGGUCCUUCCUCUUCCUCCUCUCCUCGUUAUCUAUGUUCGCCUGCUUCUCCUCCGUCUUCAGCGAGGAGAAUGACAUCGCCAUCACGCCCAUCAAUCGAGAUCUCUACCAUUCCAGUUCUGAUUUAUUGGAGCAGAUUAAUUCGUUGGUUCAUCGUCACCCUGACAAGCUCACCAUGGAGACCAUUGCCAAUGGGAACAAAGGCUACCAAGCGGAGAUGACCGUAGUCACUUACUCCAGAAGCUCGACCAAGGACGGUGAUGACAAGUCCAAGUUUCGGAUUCUUCUGAGUUUUGGGCAGCAUGGAAGAGAACUCGUUACUACGGAGCUCGCACUUCGGAUCUUAUCUAUAUUGAGUGAGGAACAGUUCCUGCCUAACGUGGAUCGCGACGCUUUCAACAGCACCCUAGACAAGCUUGUCAUCAAGAUGGUGCCAGUGGAGAACUUGAAUGGCCGAAAACUUGUUGAGCAAGGAGAUCUUUGUGAGAGGAGGAACGGAAGAGGAGUUGAUCUCAACAGGAACUGGAGUGUUGAUUGGGGUAAAAAAGAGAAGGAUUAUGAUCCUUAUGAAGAGAAUCCAGGCACUGCUCCUUUCAGUGAGCCUGAAACCCAAACAAUGCGGAGACUUGCCUUAUCUUUCGAUCCUCAUGUUUGGAUUAAUGUACACUCUGGAAUGGAGGCUUUGUUCAUGCCUUACGAUCACAAGAACACGACGCCUGAAGGAUCUGCCUCACAAAAAAUGAGAUCAUUGCUCAAUCGAGUGAACAAAGAUCACUGCUAUGAUCGUUGUAUGGUUGGAUCUGGGGGAGGCUCUGUUGGGUAUCUUGCCCAUGGCACAGCAACAGAUUACAUGUACGAUGUUGUGAAAGUUCCCAUGGCUUUCACCUUUGAGAUGUAUGGGGAUUCCACAGCUUCAGCAAAGGACUGUUUCAAAAUGUUCAAUCCUAUUGAUCAUGCUACCUUCAAUAGAGUUCUCAACGAUUGGUCGGCUGCAUUCUUUGAGAUUUUCAAAACGGGACCAAACCACAUGGACGAAGCCCAUUCGAAGGCAGCUGCAUCAGGCCAGGAGAAUCUCCAGUCUCCAUCUUCGUCCUCACUCCUCUCUGUCUCCACCUCACCACGCCGAGAAGACGAGAAUCCUGCUUCCCGGACCCAGCACCGCGCCAUCCUCACCCGCCUCGACGGCGGCCGACGCGCGGCGUUCCAACUCCUCGUCGUCGGAGCUUCCCUGCUCGCUGUUCUCGACUUCAGGAAAGUUCAGGGCAUAACUUGCCGGCGUUAUUCCACAAGCUACACUGCCAAAGUCACCUCAGCAUCUCCAACAGGCCGUGUGCUCUCUGCUGAGGUCUCUCCAGCCCAUCCUCUCGACCCCCGGGGGUAUCUCCUCCCUCGCCGCCACCUCAUUUGUAAGGUGACACAACUCCUUCGUCAAUCUGACCAUGACAACUGUCACCCUUCUUCCGCUCGACCGAAGCUCAACCCUGCUCUCCACCUUGAAGAUUACCUCUCUUCCCUCACCAUCGUCCUUACCUCUAAUGAAGUCUGUGAAAUUAUGAAAUCUCUGAAUUCCGCUUCACUUGCCAUCAAAUUCUUCCGGAUCUGCCCGUCUCUCUGCCCCAAAUUUCGGCACAAUUGCUUCACCUACACGCGGCUCAUCCUCAUCAUUUCAAGGUCAAAUCUUCCCAACAAGCUGGAGCUUGUUAGGGGGAUGGUUUCCGAGAUGCGGAAGAAUGGGGUUCGUGGGUCCAUCUCUACGGUGAACAUAUUGAUAGGAUGUUUUGGGGAGGGCAGGGAUUUGGAGGGUUGCAUUGAGCUGUUGAAGAAUUGGGACUUGGAAAUGACAGCCUAUACUUAUAAGUGUUUGGUCCAAGCGUAUUUAAGGUCUCGUGAUAGCGUGAAAGGGUUUAGGGUUUAUGAGAAGAUGAAGCUUGAAGGGUACAAGCUUGAUAUUUUUGCUUACAAUAUGCUCUUGAAUGCUUUGACAAAUGAUGAUAAGAUAAACGAGGCCUGUUUGGUGUUUGAGGAUAUGAAAAGGAACCAUUGUGCGCCCGAUGAGUACACGUACACAAUUAUGAUCAAAUUGAGUGGGAAGACGGGCAAACAUGAUGGAGCAUUGACAUUCUUUGAAGAAAUGUUAAACAAGGGCUAUUCUCCUAAUAUAGUUGCUUAUAAUACAAUGCUUCAGGUACUCACAAGUAGCAGAAAUGUCAACAAGGCUAUUUUACUUUUCUCUAAGAUGGUGGAGAAGGGCUGUCGCCCAAACGAAUACACAUAUCAUCUCCUCCUCAAUCUCCUGGCUGCAGUUGGGAAGCUUCAUAAGCUGGAUGAGAUGGUUGAAUUAUCAAAGAAAUACAUGACAAGAUCAAUUUAUGCAUACCUCGUGAGAACGCUCAGUAAACUGGGCCAUGCAAGUGAGGCACACCGAUUCUUUUGCAACAUGUGGAGCUUUCAUGACAAAGGUGAUAAAGAUGCAUGCAUUUCCAUGCUGGAAAGUUUGUGUAGUGCUGGUAAAACAACUGAGGCAAUCGAUCUCUUAGGCAAACUUCCCGAGAAAGGGGUUGAUACUGAUACAAUGAUGUAUAAUAUGGUGCUCUCUGCUCUUGGAAAAUGGAAGGAGAUACCUCAUCUUCACGAUAUGUAUGAAACCAUGAAAAACAAAGGGCCCUCACCGGACACUUUCACUUACAACAUUCUGAUCUCAAGCUUUGGUAGGGUGGGGAAGGUUGACGACGCUGUAAGAAUAUUUGAAGAACUUGAGAAUAGCGAGUGUGUACCGGAUAUUAUCUCCUACAAUUCAUUGAUUAAUUGUCUUGGGAAGAAUGGUGAUGUUGAUGCAGCUCACAUGAAAUUCAGAGAAAUGAGGGAAAAAGGAUUGAACCCUGAUGUUGUGACAUAUAGCACUCUCAUAGAGUGCUUUGGCAAGACAGAGAAAGUUGAGAUGGCAUGCAAACUGUUCGAUGAGAUGCUGGAUGAAGGUUGCUACCCUAAUAUUGUGACAUACAACAUUCUGCUCGACUGUCUUGAGAGGAGUGGAAAAACUGCUGAAGCUGUGGAUUUGUAUGCAAAACUUAAACAGAAUGGCCUAUCACCCGAUUCAAUUACUUAUGCAGUGCUUGAGCGCUUGCAAAGUGGUUCGCGCAAGAAGUUUAGAAUGCGAAAGCAGCAUCCAAUCACUGGUUGGGUUGUCAGCACAUUAUGAUGAACGUCGAAUAUUGCUGAAGCUGCCCAAUACCCAAAGUGAAGUGAGGGUAGUUAUCUGCAUAGGUACUGCCUCUUAUUGAAAUAUAUCCUCCACUUGAAUGAGGCAGUAUUGGGUAUCUGGGGUUGAAUUAGAGGAUCUUUUGUCUGCUGCAUAACCACUUCUCUCUGAACGUCAUCUUGUCCAACAUCCCGAAACACCAGAAUCUGGAUAUGAUUGGGGGGAUUAUCGUACCAGACAGAUUUACUGCUAUUCUCAAAGGAUAUCAAAGCGGAAGGCCACUGCAAGAUACAUGUUCCAUAACCCAGAAGAUGUUAGAUGGUUCAAGCCUGUUGAAGUUUUCUCGAGAUACAAACGUGCUUACCCCAAGUGGGCAGACCAUCGUUACCCUAUGGCCGAUGCUUGACCAUGGGGCACAACAAAUGACAAGACUUGAGCUAUAUCUAUAAAGGUUCAGUCUGCGGGAAUGAAGCUAUGGUUCAGAUUUGGAAAUUUUCAGGUUUCCUGUUUUCCCGGAGAAACAGGGAAAUCAGCUUUCUGAGUGGUCACGGCCCACGGGAUAUGACUCUACAUGGGAAUCAGUCUUUCUGAGUGGCCACGGUGUAUGACUGUCCCUUGGCCUCCGCUAGAUUAAGUUAUAUAAUCCACAUUUGUAUUUGUAUAUUGUUUGUUGUGUUGGUAGAAAACAAGUUCCUUAGCGGAUGAAGCAGAGUGAUAUGAAAUGCUG
This is a messenger RNA of Linum tenue, 4129 nucleotides long. Lineage: Eukaryota; Viridiplantae; Streptophyta; Magnoliopsida; Malpighiales; Linaceae. The record is from the annotation of a GenBank genome assembly.